AUGGAUGUUUUACAAGACUACGUCUCUCCUCCAUCUCUCCCUUUGCUUCUUGACGGCAGCCCGGGCGUUACGGCGGUGGCCCGCGCCAAUGGCAUCAGUGGUCCAGUCGCCCACAAACUUAGCAUCUAUCUACGGCAGAAGGCUAUGAAGAUGGACGCGUUCAUUGCGGAAUUAGUGAAGGCGACCGAGUACUGCGGCGUCAAGCACGUGCAAAAGGCGCUGGUGACCACACUUGGCAUCGACGCCUUGGAAUCGAUCAAACUCGUUAGUGUUCUUGUCCCCAAGGACAACAACGAGCGCCGGGACAGUAACGCCUCAACUGGAACUGAGCCUUCCAAAUCCAAGCAAGUGGCCAAGCACUUGUCCUCCACCAUACCAUCGAAGUACCAGGGGGUCGUUAAGAAGAUUGUGAAGCCCGACGCCAUCAAGAUAAACAAGUGGUACACGUGCGGGUUCCUUAUCCUUGGGAUUACCUGGGACACCCUGUCGUCCGCACUGGCGAAGAAGGACAAGCUUAAGGGCGCGGUGAAAAAGACAACCGACGUUGUUGACCUUAAGAACUUGGGGAAGCGGUGGAUGGUGGCGCUCUUCAAGUCACUGACUGGAGAGAGCCUGUCAAAGCUUCAGCAGGAAGACAAGGCUACGUACGACGCUGUCUAUGACGCCUUGAAGACGAAGCUGCAGAACGCGAUGGUCAACCAUCAGUCAGAGAAGAAGAAGUCGGACUUCUUCAAGGCCAUCGGACUGACGACUGCAGACAAGGCUAAGCUCGAGACCGUGGCGACCAUGGACGCCGUCCGUGCGACCGAGCUCUUUAAGGAGUGGGUGACUGCCCAUGUCGAGGGCAGCACUCAGCCAGCAGGUCAGGAACGCAAGAAGAGCAACCACACGGCGGCAACGGAGGGCCAGGCCAACGUUAUGGAGACGCAGCAGGAGCCCCUCGGCCAGAAGAGCAGCCGCCAGGAUGGGGAUGAGGGAGAUGAUGGGGACUACAGCGGGGAGGACGACGGCGAGGGCAGGGAAGACGAGGGCGAGGGCGGGGAGGACGACGGCGAGGGCGGGGAGGACGAGGGCGAGGGCGAGUGCGCGGAGGAUGAGGGCGGGGAGGAUGAGGGUGGGGAGGACGGGGACUGGCCGUACGAGAGCGGGGAUUACAUGGGCGGGGAGGACGAGGACUGGGAGGACAAGGGAGGGGAGGAUGAGGGAGGGGAGGACGAGGGAGGGGAGGAUGACGAGGGGACGGGGGGCAAAGUCCUGCUCGAGGAGUACGGCAGAAGCAAGAGCCAGAAGGUCCACAGCAAGUCCGCGCCUCAACCAACUGGGCGCCGCAAGGUCCUGGUGACCGGAAAACAUGACAAAGGGGCAUUGGAUGCCAGAGGGCGGCCCACGCGCCUGAGGCAACCCUCGGCGAAGGCGCGGGAGAGCCAAGAAACGGUGGCCAUGGUGGUGCCUGCACGAACCAAGCGUCCACGCCCUAAGGAAACCCCACUGGUGUUGCCGGAGGACCCUUCGGCUUUCGGGGCAACAGCGUCAAACCCCGCAAAGAGGAGGGAAUCGCUUGGUGUCGGUAAAGGCCGAGCUGUACAGACCCGCGGGGCUAAGGUGCCGCAGGAGAAGGGCAAGAAGGCCAUGGCGGAGAUUCGGAAGGGGGGACUGAAGAAGCAGCGGAGGUAGCAGACCGCGGGCAGUGAUCAGGAACCUGGAGGGCGCCUUGUCACGACAUUUUAGCGUCACGUUCAUUUUACCGUCUUUUAUAAUCGUCUUUUAUAGUCUGCCGUACGCACGUGUUUUGUUCAGUGCUACAGUCGUAUGACGCGACAGCCUGCAGUUUCAAGUGAUUCUUAAUGUUGACUAAAGAAGGGCCUAUAGUCCUCGUGGUACCGAUUGAGAGAUGUGAGGAGGUUGUAGUAGGCCAUUGGGCAAUGCUUUGUGUAGGAUAAUAUGAACCCGCUAUGAAGCUGGUAAUCGCUGUUUAAUGCGUAAGAGUUUGGUCGGUUAACGUCCUGAUAAUAUCUAUGUUAUUGCCCCAUUACCGGGGACAUUCUUGUAACUGGCCGCCUG
This is a messenger RNA of Volvox carteri f. nagariensis, 2061 nucleotides long. RefSeq lists its product as uncharacterized. Bases 1 to 1674 code for a protein of 557 amino acids. The transcript is spliced from 7 exons. The record is from RefSeq and is a predicted model, not a curated record. Lineage: Eukaryota; Viridiplantae; Chlorophyta; Chlorophyceae; Chlamydomonadales; Volvocaceae.